GUAGAUUCUCACUGUAGCCUGUGCACAGAGACUAUUUUAGAUUUUAGUUUUCACUGUGUAUUCUUAUUUUUAAAAUUAACUUUUUUGUUUGUGGUUUACACAUGAGGAACACUUUAAGAAUGAUUCUUCAAAGCCUCUUAAACAUAUCAAAAGAGAAAAGUUGGCAACUUGGCAGGAACAGCAUAAAUCAGAGGAAUAGAAAAGUAAACAAAAUAAUUAAAAAAAAGAUGAUAUUGACUGUGUUCCUGAGCAAUAAUGAACAAAUUUUGACUGAAGUGCCAAUUACUCCUGAAACAACCUGUCGAGAUGUGGUGGAAUUUUGCAAAGAACCUGGUGAAGGUAGCUGCCAUCUUUCUGAAGUGUGGCGUGGAAAUGAACGACACAUACCCUUUGAUCACAUGAUGUAUGACCAUCUACAAAAGUGGGGACCUCGCAGAGAAGAAGUAAAAUUUUUUCUCCGACAUGAAGAAUCCCCAACAGAAAGCAAUGAACAGGGGCGUCAGACUCAAAAUCAUAGAAAUGGAAUGUCUAUACCUGUGGAGAAACGUACAGAAAAUGGGGUUGGAAAUCCACGUGUUGAGCUCACACUCUCAGAACUUCAGGAUAUGGCUGCCAGGCAACAACAGCAAAUUGAAAAUCAACAACAAAUGUUGGUUGCCAAGGAACAACGUUUGCGUUAUCUCAAGCAACAAGAACGCCGUCAGCAACAAUCUGUGUCUGAGAGUGAAAAGCUUCAAAAACUUAAAGAACGAGUAGAGACCCAAGAGACUAAGCUGAAAAAAAUCCGUGCCAUGAGGGGACAGGUGGACUACAGCAAAAUUAUGAAUGGCAAUUUGUCUACUGAAAUUGAACAUAUCAGCGCCAUGUUCCAGGAGAAGCAACAAGAAUUACAAGCUGCAGUGUUAAAAGUGGACCAGCUUACUCAACAAUUAGAAGAUCUGAGAAAAGGGAAAUUGAAUGGGUUCCAGUCUUAUAAUGGACAAAUGACUGGGCCUGCAGCUAUAGAAUUAAAAAAAUUAUAUCAAGAGCUACAGAUUCGCAACAGGCUUAAUCAGGAACAGAAUACCAAACUUCAACAGCAGAAAGAACUUUUGAACAAACGUAACAUGGAAGUGGCCAUGAUGGACAAACGAAUCAAUGAGCUACGCGAGCGCCUGUACAAGAAAAAAGUUGAGGCACGUCAAAAAGAAAACAUUCCUUUAAAUCGGAUAAAUGGAACUUCCUCACCACAGUCAUCAUUGAAUGCUUCAGGCAGAGUUGCAGCAGUUGGGCCAUACAUUCAGGUUCCUAGCUCCAACAACUAUGCUGUACCAGUUGAUCCAGUAAAACCACAGUCCCUCACAAUUACUACUAGCACAACUCAUGGAAGGUCUAAAUCUGCUAAUGAUGGAACUUGGCCUGCACUUAAACAAACUGCUGUGGUAAAGCCACCACAGAUCUCCAGUACAGACUGGAAGGAAUCAAACAUGGAUGCAACUUUAAAACAAGGAACUAUAUCCAGUCAGCCUUUGUCAUCUUCGGGAUUAGGAAGCACUGAUAAGCUGAGUCUUGAUGUGGGCAAAAUACCACCAACUAUUCCUGGUGUGAAUAAGCAAUUGCCUCAAAACUAUGGGACCUAUCCAAGCUCUGUUCCUUCAGGACCAGGUUCUACUAAUUCGUUGGAAAGACGAAAAGACGGCAGCCUACCAAGACCUAGCUCCACAGCAGCAAACCGGCAAAGACCUAUUCCUUUACCACCCACAAGCAGUAUUCACCAGCCAAGCUCUUCACAACAGAUACAGCAAAGAAUAUCUGUGCCUCCAAGUCCAACAUACCAACCUUCUAAUGCACCAUUAUUUCCAAGCGGAGAUAGCAGGCAUGAUCUUCCUUUAACAGUGGCCAUUAGGCCUUUCUUAGCUGAAAAAGGUUCAAGGCCCCAGUCUCCUAGGAAAGGGCCUCAAACUGUGAAUUCAAGUUCCAUAUAUUCAAUGUAUCUGCAGCAAGCAACACCACCAAAGAACUAUCAACAAGCUGUGUACAGUACCCUAAAUAAGUCAGUUAAAGCAGUCUAUGGGAAGCCUGUUGUACAGUCUGGUUCAACAUCUCCUUCACCACUGCCCUUUCUUCAAGGAUCUUUGCCUGCCAAUACAUCACAGCCUCAACCGCCAAAUGAUUAUGGUGAAAAAGAUCAAGAGGUGGAAAACACUCCAUCCUCUGGUGAUAACAGCAAUGUGGAAAACAUUCCUCGUCCUCUCAGUCCAACAAAGCUCACUCCUAUUGUCCAUUCACCCCUUCGUUACCAAAGUGAUGCUGAUCUAGAAGCUCUUCGCAGGAAACUUGCCAAUGCUCCUAGGCCUUUGAAGAAGCGAAGUUCCAUUACAGAACCAGAAGGCCCCAGUGGACCAAAUAUUCAAAAACUCUUAUACCAGCGCUUUAAUACCUUGGCAGGAGGAAUAGAAGGUGCCCCUUUUUAUGAGCCAAGUAAUUCACAGGACUUCAUUGGUACCUUGGCAGAUGUUGAUAAUGGGAAUAUGAACACAAAUGGCAAUAUUGAGGAUCCAAUUUCAGUACCUUCUACAGCUCCUCUUCCUGAUGAGCCUUCAUCAGAUGCUAAUGAUAAUGAACUACCUUCUCCUGCAACUGAGGAGUUGAUCAAUGUAGAAACUUCAAAUCAAACUCCUGAGACAACUGAGGAUGAUAACAACAACAACCCUGCUGUGGCUCCUUCUGUUGAGCGGCCUCCUAGUCCAACACCCAUGGGCAGUUCCCCAGAUGAUGAAGUGCAGGUGUUACCUGUUCUUCCUCCUAUACCACCGCUUCCUGUGACCAAAAGGACCAACCUGAAGAAACCAGACUCAGAGAGAACUGGUCAUACCCUGAGGGUAAAGUUCAAUCCCUUGGCCCUGCUGUUGGAUGCCUCAUUAGAGGGAGAAUUUGAUUUAGUGCAAAGGAUCAUAUAUGAGGUGGAUGAUCCCAGCAAACCUAAUGAUGAAGGAAUCACCCCUCUACACAAUGCAGUUUGUGCUGGCCAUCACCACAUAGUUAAAUUUUUGUUGGAUUUUGGCGUCAAUGUGAAUGCAGCAGACAGUGAUGGAUGGACUCCUUUGCAUUGUGCUGCCAGUUGCAACAGUGUUCAUCUCUGUAAGUUACUUGUUGAAUCUGGAGCAGCAAUUUUUGCUUCAACCAUAAGUGACAUAGAAACUGCAGCAGAUAAAUGUGAGGAGAUGGAAGAGGGAUAUAUUCAGUGUUCCCAGUUCCUAUAUGGUGUACAAGAGAAGUUAGGUGUCAUGAACAAAGGCAUAGUUUAUGCACUGUGGGAUUAUGAAGCUCAGAACAAUGAUGAGUUGUCGUUCCAUGAAGGAGAUGCACUUACAGUUUUGCGGCGCAAAGAUGAUAAUGAGACAGACUGGUGGUGGGCUCGGCUCAAUGACAAGGAAGGCUAUGUGCCUAAAAAUCUCUUGGGAUUAUACCCAAGGAUAAAACCAAGACAGCGAACUCUUGCCUGAAUCCCUUGAUUUGCCAAUAUUUUUUUCUGGGAACUGGAAGAUGAAAAGUAUACACUGGAGACAUUUCACCACAAAUUAAAGCUAUUCUUGUUUUAAAUGGUGCUCUUGUUUAAUAUGAUGGACAGCAUUUGAGAUUUUCAAUCUGCAGUUUGUAAGUGAGGUCUGCUCAUGUUAAUUUGCCAAUCAUUGGGAGAGGUACUCAAACAGUCUACAGUAUUUUUUGCCAAUUGAAUUAAAAGUGCUAGAUGUUAAAACCUCUGCAAAAUGCAGAUACGCUGUCUGAUCUGUUAUAGUUCACUGUAGCUGCUCUGUUAUGUCAAGACCUUUACAAUUAAAAUAUUCAAUUGAAAUGUUGAGUUUAAUGUGUAAAUCCUUAAACAUCUUGUAAGAGUUGACAACUGGGAGUAAUAAUCUUCUGGUAUAAAAGGUGUUUCUGACAUGACAGAGAAGCAUUAAUGCUGAAUGGAUUUUGCACACUUCUAAAAACUGCACUUGUUCCUUCACUUGAUGUUUUUUCUUGAUAUUCUGCUUACAGAACAAAUUUAUCUUCCCAAUAUUCCAUUACACUUUCUCAAACACAUCCUGACUUCUAUCACCUAGACAAUCCUGACUUGAGGGACUUGUAUGUCUUAUGAAAGAAAAGUGCAAUAGUUGGAAAAGGUAAGAGGUAGGCUAGAAAAGCUAAAAGAUUCACUUUAAGGACUUUUAACUCUUAUUUGUGAAAGUAGGUAGGUGAUUAAAGGCUGAAUAAAAAGAUUUAAGUUGGUUCUGUAAACUGAGGCUGAGAAAGGGGAGAAUGUAUGGCAAAGAUGGCUUGCUUUUUGGACUGAAAAAGUAUCUGUGAUUCUAGUGACCCUGCAUGCCAGGGUGAGUUAUGCAAUAAAUCCAGUAUCUACUUUCAAGCAAAAAAGCACUUCACUGGAAUACUAAUUGUACAUGGUUUUAUAUACAGAAGUCUAUUUUGAACUUCCCAUUAUGUUGUAACCAUGCUUGUUUUAUAAUUUCUUCCCAGUAAACUCUAGAUCAAUUGGCUUUAUUCAUUUACACAUUGUGCAUAAUUUAUAACCAUUCAUGCAGUGCUGUGACUUGCUUUUAUUAUUGUUUAGCAUCAACUGUAUAUAUUGUGGUGAUGAGAAGUGAAAGGAUAUUGUAAAAGAAUAUUUGCUAAAUGAAAUGUGAGUUAAAAGCCUGCAAUACACUGCUAAUCCAGUGUGCACAAUAAACUACUACUAAGAUA
Molecule: messenger RNA, 4722 nt
Organism: Python bivittatus (Burmese python)
Lineage: Eukaryota; Metazoa; Chordata; Lepidosauria; Squamata; Pythonidae
Gene: PPP1R13B
Product: protein phosphatase 1 regulatory subunit 13B
Biological process (GO): negative regulation of cell cycle; regulation of apoptotic process; apoptotic process
Cellular component (GO): nucleus
Molecular function (GO): transcription factor binding; p53 binding
Source: RefSeq, a predicted model, not a curated record